CUUGUGUGUAUGUGUGUGUGUGAGAGAGAGAGAGACUCGCUAAGCAACGACCUGCGGACGGGCAUCCGAGCAAAAAAAGAAAAAGAAACAACAAAAAAACAGGAACCACAUUAAAUUCGAGUAUCUUCUGCGAUGUUCCCGACGUUAUCCCUACACUGUCUGCUCUGAUCUCGUCGAAGUUGCCGUGAAGAAAUUGAUGCAUCUUGCUCCGCGGUCCUGUUUGUUUUGACCUGCGUAGCUACAAGAGAAUCCUGCUCGAGGGAUUAGCGGUCCGUCAAUGAGGAACUACCGGCUCAUCUUCUGCCACAACCUGAAGCAGCCAUAGAUGGUUCAGUGGUUCACUGGCUAGGGGAGGAGCGGAUAGGACACACUUUCACUGCUACACGACGUGAGGUCUUGGCGGGGUUGUGGUGAGGAGGAGGAGGAGGCCAUGAGGAAGAGCGUGUCUCCGUUGCCAGGCAACGAGGGCGGGAGCUCAGCCAGCACCACGCGGGUUUUUGGCGUUCCGUUGGAAGAGGUGACACGCACGCACACAAUCAGUGGCCACGAGGUUCCUGCACUGGUGAAAGACAUCGUUGACUACAUUGAGGAGCAUGGUCAUCUGGACUUAGAGGGGCUCUUCCUGGUUAAUGGCAACGCAGAGCGUGUGGAUUGGCUGCGCCAGCGCUAUGACAGUGGUGAGGAGGUGGAGCUAGAGAAGGAGGCAGACCUGGCAUCAGCGGUCAGUUUGCUCCGACUCUUCCUGCAGGAGCUCCCUGAACCCGUUAUCCCAACGGAGAUACAGGGACACAUACUACAGCUACACCAAGAGUACAGCAAUGAGGAGGAGCUGUGUAGAAACUUGAAAUAUCUGCUGCAGCAGCUUCCCCAGUUGAACUACGGCCUGCUGCGUUUCCUGUGCCGCUUCCUGGCCAGCGUGGCAUCAUUUCAGCAAGAGAGCUGGAACGUUGGGGCGCUGGCCGCCGUCUUCGGACCAGACAUCUUCCAUCUAUCAACAGAAGGAGAGGACCUUCGGGACCAGGAGUCUGUCAGCAGAGUCCUGGCGGAGCUGUUGGACAACCAGGAGGGCCUGUUUGACUCAGAGGACGAUGAUGUUUCCACCACCAACGACUACAGCUCUAUUAAUGAACAGAUCACAGAGCUGUUGGAUGAUGAGAAGUGCGAGGCCGAAUGUGAAGAGCUGCCUCAGGACGGGGAGGAGGGUCCCGCCUCCUCCGACUCACCACGACACACAUGCACUGAUGACGACCCCGCAGCCAGCUCCCACCUCUCCCCUAUAUCCAUCCUGCCUGCUGACUCUGCUGAGAUAAUUGAGCGAACCAUCAGAGCUGCAGUGGAGCAGCAUUUCUUUGAGCUGAAGACCUCCAUCGACCAAGACCUCAGCAAGUACGACAGCCAAGGUGAGCCUGCAGACCAAGUUUGCCAUGGAGACGAGGAGCAACAAACCGACCCUGAGGACAGUCCUUGUUACACAGACGGGGAGACCCCACUCACACAGACCGAGCAGCACAUACCGCAAAACCAGAAUGACGCACAGGAUUCAUCGGACUCUGGUGCCGCCCUGGAGGAGAGCUCGGGAAUGGACCUGGAUGCAGACGCUGUCAGAGAUGCUGAGAACAACAUUAACACUGCCAGGCGGGACAAUCAACCCUGUGACACCAUGGAGCAAUCUGAUACCAUAAGCUGUGACUUGACUUCAUGCAGGUGUGAUCAGAACGCCAACACCAGCGAAAACAACAGGAAUCACCUGUCGCCAUGCCAACCAAACAGUGGCCUCUCCCCCCACCUCCAGCUCUUUCCUGACAACCAGUGGGAAGCUUCACCCCCUUCCCAUCUCCACCUCCCUCCCAUAGACUUCUCAUGUAUGCAUCUGCAAAAGGAAGGUCAAGAUCCCGUCCCGGCCUACAAAUCCUGGCAGGACGACAACGAGAGCGGAGAGGCGCAGCUCUCCCCGCUGGCCGGUCGCAUGGUUCCUCUCCCCCUGUUGCCCCUCGAAGAGGACGGGGAGGAGGACGAGGGGGAGGGAGGACAGGACGCCUCCCCUUCCUCUUCCCGCUCCCAUCCUCACCUGCUGGCACGACGCUUCCUCGACUUCGGGGCGCACGGUGCCCAACGCUUCCUCCAGCAGGACCCAGACGCCACCUCGCCCACUAAAGCACAGAGACCGCGGCGAGCAUCAUUCGGCUCCAAAGAGGCGAUGAGAGGAGGCGAUUCAGUGACCCACCAACUCACCAAGAAGCUUCAGCACCUAAAGAAGAAAAUUAAACAGUUUGAAGAGCAGUUUGAGAAGGAGAGGAACUACAAGCCCUCUCAUGCAGACAAGGCAGCUAACCCCAAAGUUCUCAAAUGGAUGACGGACCUCACCAAGAUCCGCAGGCAGAUUAAAGGACGCCAGCACCACCUUUUACCCAGAAGCACGCUGAGGCACCAGGCUUUGCUCCAUUCACACAGACGCCACCAUGCCCCCUCCUCCCCUUCCUCCUCCUCCUCCUCUAUCUGCUCACCUCCCCAUCACACACUCACCCCCCCACUCCACCCCUACUCAGGCCAGAGCUCUAGACCGUAUCACCUCAAUGCCAAACACCGUGCUGAGAGCGAGCUCGGCCCCCAGACUCGUCCGCGAAGCAACACUUUACCCAAGAGCUUCGGCUCCACACUGGACCAAGGCGCUUAUGAGGCGACGGGGGAGGUCAAGGGUCAACGUCCUACCAGGGAGGAAACACUGGACCUGAUCCAGCGCAGGGUCAAAGGGAAGAGGCAGGAGGACAGCUGGCCUGAUGACAUCAAGGUGAACGGCAGAUUUUUCUCAGACUGGAUCAAGACUCUGAAAAUGACAAAGGAGCAGUUGUCCUGUGAGAAGACAGUCCUUCAGAAGAACCUGCUGCACUACGAAGGCCUGCACGGUCGACCGGUGACCAGAGAGGAGCGUCUGGUGGUGAAGCCUCUCUACGAUCGAUACAGAUUGGUUAAACAAAUGCUCACCAGAGUCAGCAUCACACCUGUGACAGUGUCCCCCUCGAGUAAGCGGCGAAGUCAGACCCUCCAGCCCAUCAUCGAAGGUGAAACUGCCCAUUUCUGGGAGGAGAUCAAAGAAGAGGAGGAGGAGGAGGAAGAGCAAAAAGGAGGAGGAGAAGAAGAAGAUGACAGGGAGGAGGAGAGGGACGAGGAGGAGGAAGAAGAGGAGGAGGAGGAGGGAGAGAGCAGCGGCGGGGAGAUGCAGAGCUCUGAGGUCAUCAUAGCCAUUGACCCCGUGACCCCGAGCGACGGGCCAAUGAGGAGCCAGAAACAACUUGACAGACAGAGUGACUGUCCGAUGAGCGACAAGAGCCAGACGGGAGGUCCGAUGAGAGCCAAGCUGCAGGAGGGGUCGGGGAAGCUCGCUCUGGAUCUGCGGCUGUCCAGCUCCAACGCCUCGUCCAUGCCAGAGCUGCUGGAACAGCUGUGGAAAGCCAAAGCGGAGAAGAAGAAACUGAGGAAGACCAUCCGAGAGUUUGAGGAAGAUUUCUAUCAGCAUAACGGCAGAAACGUUCAGAAAGAGGACCGGGUGCCGAUGCUGGAGGAGUACAGGGAGUACAAGAGGAUCAAGGCCAAACUCCGCCUCCUGGAAGUCCUCAUCAGCAAACAGGAUUCCUCCAAAUCCAUCUAGACCCACCAUCUGCAGACGCCCGCCGUCCCCGCACACAUCAGCUGUCAUCACGGCAGCGAGGACCCGCCCACCCAGGACGUCCCUCAGCCCAUGAGACAUCAUCACACCCCGGAGGGUUCGAGAAACACUCCAGCCGAGAACCAUAUCCAGAUCACUUGAGUCUCCAGAAAACCACAUCAGAUCAGACUUCAUGACCUCCGCUCGUUACGCUGCAUUCAUGUCGUGGGAAAUAAACAUCAGUGUCUGGCUGGUUCAGAGUUUUGCUUUGGAAGCGUUUCUGAGGUCAAAGUUUUAAGUUCAGUAUGCCGUGAUUUAACGUGCGUAAACACUGGUUUUAUUUAUAAAGGCUUCAGCUGGAGAGACUUUAGUGUCGCCUUCAUUUUGCCUGCAGGAACCUACAAGUUCUGGUUCUUGGUGUGUAGUUGUCUGAUGGCUCAGGAACAGGAGUUUACAGGACUUAACGUCACUGUCUGCCUCAAAACGGACAAAAAUGUUUACAGCAUUUGUUUGGAGCUCAAGCAAACAUUGGUUCUCGCUAAUAUCAGUACUAGAAGCAGGGAUGGAGAUUUAUUUUGUUAUUGAUGUUUUAAACAACUUGGCAAAAUAA
Thunnus maccoyii (southern bluefin tuna) is the source of this 4253-nucleotide messenger RNA. RefSeq names its product family with sequence similarity 13 member B (gene fam13b). Gene Ontology annotation, biological process: signal transduction. The record is from RefSeq and is a predicted model, not a curated record. The coding region runs from base 431 to 3646 and encodes 1071 amino acids. The transcript is spliced from 24 exons. Lineage: Eukaryota; Metazoa; Chordata; Actinopteri; Scombriformes; Scombridae.